Molecule: messenger RNA, 1414 nt
Organism: Abrus precatorius (Indian licorice)
Lineage: Eukaryota; Viridiplantae; Streptophyta; Magnoliopsida; Fabales; Fabaceae
Product: probable protein phosphatase 2C 60
Exons: 11
Coding region: 271-1353 (360 amino acids)
Biological process (GO): protein dephosphorylation
Molecular function (GO): protein serine/threonine phosphatase activity; cation binding
Source: RefSeq, a predicted model, not a curated record
CAUUUACAGGCUCUGAACACAACAAACAAUUUCAUUCUGUGCCACAAAGUCUUCUCCUUUUUUCUUUUUUUUAUUCCCACUUAUCAAUAGUGGUUGUCCCUUCCACUGUUUCUAUUUCCUUUCUCACCAAAGUCCAAAAUCAAUCCAUAUACUUUUCUUCAUACUAGGUACCCGUCUUCAAUCUCACCAUUAUUCAUUCCAUUCUUGCACUUCUCAAAAGUAAAAACCCAAAAAAAAAAGAAAAAAGAAUCUGAAUUGUUGGUUCACAGAAUGGGAACAAAUCUCAGCACUCCCAAAACUGGAAAGUUUUCUGAAGAUGCUGAAAAUGACCAUCUUAGAUAUGGCUUAUCAUCUAUGCAAGGUUGGCGUUUGACAAUGGAAGAUGCACAUGCUGCACAUCUUGAUCUGGAUGCAUCAACUUCCUUUUUUGGUGUUUAUGAUGGUCAUGGAGGUAAGGUGGUUGCAAAGUUUUGUGCCAAGUAUCUUCACCAGCAGGUGCUCAAGAGUGAAGCAUAUGUAGCUGGAGAUGUAGGAACCUCUCUUCAGCAAGCAUUUUUCAGAAUGGAUGACAUGAUGCGUGGUCAAAGGGGAUGGAGGGAAUUAGCAGUUUUGGGUGAUAAGGUAAAAAAGUUUAAUGGGAUAGUAGAAGGGUUGAUUUGGUCUCCACGAAGCAGUGAUGGUAAGGACCAAGGUGAUGGUUGGCCCUUUGAGGAGGGUCCUCAUUCUAAUUUUGCUGGACCAACUUCAGGAAGCACUGCCUGUGUUGCAAUUAUUAGAAACAAUCAACUUUUUGUUGCAAAUGCUGGUGACUCCCGCUGUGUAAUAUCUAGGAAGGGUCAGGCAUAUGAUUUGUCUAGAGACCAUAAACCUGAUCUUGAAAUUGAGAAGGAAAGAAUCGUAAAAGCUGGUGGUUUUAUUCAUGCAGGACGAGUUAAUGGGAGUUUAAACCUUGCAAGAGCUAUAGGUGACAUGGAAUUUAAGCAGAAUAAAUUUCUUUCCGCUGAGAAACAAAUUGUGACAGCCAAUCCAGACAUAAACAUCGUUGACCUUUGUGAUGAAGAUGAAUUUAUAGUGCUAGCUUGUGAUGGCAUAUGGGAUUGCCUGUCAAGCCAACAAUUGGUAGAUUUUGUGCGUCAACAACUACUCUUGGAAACGAAACUUUCUGCAGUUUGUGAAAGAGUACUUGAUCGAUGUUUGGCACCAACAAUUGCUGUUGGUGAUGGAUGUGAUAACAUGACCAUGAUCUUGGUGCAGUUCAAAAAACUGAUCCAAUCCAGUGCACCUUCACAAGAGCAUUCCUCUUCAAAUGAACAAGCUGCAUCUGAACAAAGACUAGAGAGAAGUGAAAGUUAGUAGGUUUUGGGCAGCAACAGUACACCCUUUUUGUAUAGUGUGAUCAAUGGUUAUGAUGCAU